Molecule: messenger RNA, 1086 nt
Organism: Cornus florida
Lineage: Eukaryota; Viridiplantae; Streptophyta; Magnoliopsida; Cornales; Cornaceae
Product: F-box protein At3g07870-like
Exons: 1
Coding region: 1-1086 (361 amino acids)
Molecular function (GO): protein binding
Source: RefSeq, a predicted model, not a curated record
AUGUAUCUGCCCGACUUCAUCAUCUUGGACAUUCUUUCUCGGCUUCCAAUCAGGACCCUCUUACAGUCCAGGUGCGUCUGCAAAACUUGGUUCAACUUACUCUUAGACCCUUAUUUCAGUAGUGUUCGUCUCGCAACAUCACCCCCCUUCAUCAAUAUUGUGUUUCCAUCGCUCAAUGGUUUUUCCUUGGUUGAACUACAGGACCAUGUCUGUAACUACACUAAUCAACGUCACAGACCGUUGUGGUUCCGAAAACUUCUACCGGCAAUGUCGUCCAUUUUUAGACUAAAUUUUUUGGGUUCUUGCAAUGGUUUACUCUGUUUCUCGGAUCACUACCAUAACAAUGUAAACAUACUCAACCCAAUUUCGGGAGAAUAUGUUGCCCUUCCAAAACCCAAAACCGAGAAAGAGAGAGAUUUUGAAGGUGUGGCUUAUGGGUUUGGGUGUAGUUCGGCCACCGGCCACUACAAGGUCGUGAUUGUAUGUAAAAUGGUUGAGGUUUUUAGUCUUGCAUCUGGUGUAUGGAGGAAUCUGGGAGAUUCCCCGUUAGCCCCGUUAUCAUUUUUUCCAUCAGAGAGUGAGGUUGGGGUUACUUUGAACGGGGCUAUCCAUUGGGCUGUGAAUCGUUGUCAACUUAUAUUUUCUUUUAAUGUUGAGGACGAACAAUUCGGCUCAAUUCCACUGCCUCCGGGUUUGGAAUCUUUUGCCAGGUUGGGAGUGCUGGGGAACUGCCUCUGUGUAGUUGCAACUCGCGAGCAUCAGAUUGAUCUGUGGUCGAUGAAACAUUAUGGAGUUGCUACGUCUUGGAGUAAAGACUGCAUUUUGAAUACCACAAUUCUGUUGGAGAUGGGGAUCACAUGUUCCCCACUUCAACCGAUCACAAUUUGGAACGAUGGAGAGAUCUUGAUGUCAAGUAAUGUUGGUACUCUGGUUUCUUAUAAUCCGAAACGGAGGAAUUUAACUAGGCUCAGGGUUAGUGGUAUUGGAUUAGGGAAAAUAGCAGUUAGUUUUGUCUCAAGCUUUCAGUCACUCAAGGAUGUUCCCCUGGCCGAAUGUUUGAGGAUUUUGAAUGUCAAUUCAAAUUAG